AUCACAUUCACUUGUCAUUUUUCAUGUGCUUCCAGUGCUUUGGUUUACUUCCUAGAUAUCAAUAGAGUACAGACACAUUAAUAUUCUCUGAAGUUUUUGAGAUAAUUCUAAUAUUAAUUUAUAUAGUAAGAUUAACUGUCAAAAUUUACUAGAUGGAAGAAAAAGUUGAUUCUGUGCAAUCUGCUCCUCUGGCCUUAGAUAAAAGAAUACAUUGCACUUGUCAACUUUUACAUUUUGUGUAUCUAGUCUCUGUUUUAUCUUUGAUCUCUGGAAUAACACUGAUUGUCUGGUGGAAAUAUGAAUCAGAUAAUACACUAGUAUCAAUUGAUUUCAUUAGUCGAAGUGCUUGGGAAGCAAAACCUGUCAAAACAACUGCUCAACCUCUGUGUGUGAAUCCACCUAGCAUUGUUGUAUUAAUGGAUAGUAAUACUGAUAGAUGCUACUCGUUUGAAGAUUGUUCUCAUCUUAUUAGAAAAAUUCAGGAGCAAGACAUUCCCAAGCAUGAUGAUAUAACAUAUAAUUUUCUUAUUGGGAAUGAUGGCCGAGUUUACGAAGGAAGAGGUUGGGAUACUCCAGGAUAUCACUCUGGACAGCUUAAUGAUAAAUCUAUAGGAGUUGCGUUGAUUGGUAAUUUCAAUUAUUAUCAACCAUCCGAGAAAAUAUUAGAAGUGUGUCAGAAGUUCUUAGAAGAAGGUGUGAGAAGUAAGAAAUUGGAUCCUAACUAUAAGGUAAUUGGCAGGAAGCAAGUAAUGAAUAAAGAAAACAAUCCUGGGGAACACCUGUGGAAAAUAAUAAGAGAUUGGCCUCGCUGGACAAAUUGCGUCAGGGACGGGUGUUCUGAAAGGCUUUGUAACAGAGCUAACUAUUUAGCACACUGAAAGAAUGUAUUUUUUAAAAUUUCAAUAUUCUUUUUUAUUUUCAUGCCAUGUACAAUUAAUGUAAAUGUACAGUGUUUUAAGGUAAGAGGAAUAUAUGCAUGUAACAUCAUGUCAAAAAAUCAUUGAAGGUGUGAGGAAAAAAGAUAUUAGAAGAUAAACUAAAUGCAUUUGGUGUUUUCUGAUUUAAAUUAACUUUAACAUAUAUUGCAUAUUCACAUACAAGUUAAGAAAUGUGAAUUUAUUCUUUGAGGUCAGAAUUAAAUAAAUUCAUAGUAUGAAGUUGCAGAGUAUGAAAUUCAUAGUAGCCAUAGAGUUAUUUUCUUUUACUGACAGAAAGAAAAGAGAACUCCUUGUAAUAUUUCAAGAGAAGAACAAUCUGAAAGUUUUCUAGAGCUCCAUAAUCCCUGCCUUUUCUUUCGUACAUAGUUGAAUUAUUCUGAAGAAUACCAAUGGGUGCGGAUAGCAACUUUUGAAAACAAGACAUUUUGCUCUUUGGCAAUAGAAAACUUUGAAUUUGCAAAUUAGCUACAGAUUUCAUUUUUUGUCUUGCUGAUGAAAUAAUUAAAACCCUACUCCUUUCACAUCUAUUCAAAUGCGAGAUCAAGGCAAAAUGAAGAUAGAGAAGCUACAUUUAUUAAAAGCAAAAUUAGGAACUCUUUUGAACAACUUUGAUCAAGGGAUCAAAGGGAACUAUAAGAAAAACCUGAUCAGGAUAGAGGUCAUUGACCCAAAAGCUGCAAUAAUUAAUUAAAAACAUACAAUUUAAGGAAACUUAUUAAUAAUAAAUUUAAUAAUGUGAAUAUUACUUUUGUUUUUGA
Molecule: messenger RNA, 1696 nt
Organism: Gryllus bimaculatus (two-spotted cricket)
Lineage: Eukaryota; Metazoa; Arthropoda; Insecta; Orthoptera; Gryllidae
Source: the annotation of a GenBank genome assembly